AUGGAGAUGCUCCUCUGGGAAGUCUUCCUGCGACCCUUCUAUUCGACCGCUCCGGAUCAAGCGGUGGCAUGGGGUGUGGCCAGCACUCGAGGCGGACGAACGAAGUCUAAGGGCAGUCCCAUGCGUGUGUACCCAUCUGCUGAGCUCUCUAUUGUCGCAUGUGACUCCUCUCAAUGUAGAAAUGUAAAAAAACAGGAUGUGGGCAGCGUCGGCGGCCUCUUCGUCUUUGUAUCUCCCUCUACUUCUUAG
Echinococcus granulosus is the source of this 249-nucleotide messenger RNA. RefSeq lists its product as hypothetical. Lineage: Eukaryota; Metazoa; Platyhelminthes; Cestoda; Cyclophyllidea; Taeniidae. The record is from RefSeq and is a predicted model, not a curated record. The transcript is spliced from 3 exons. The coding region runs from base 1 to 249 and encodes 82 amino acids.